Molecule: messenger RNA, 368 nt
Organism: Pollicipes pollicipes
Lineage: Eukaryota; Metazoa; Arthropoda; Thecostraca; Pollicipedomorpha; Pollicipedidae
Exons: 4
Coding region: 3-368 (121 amino acids)
Source: RefSeq, a predicted model, not a curated record
UGAUGCCGAACAUCAUGGCGGCCCUCUCCGGCCCCCAGCUGGCCAUGGAGGGGCCCGACGGCUGGCUGCAAGCACAACAGCGAGCCCGCAAGAUGACAGACGGCACGCUAAAAUCUUCGAUUCGCUGCUUGUCCCAGCUUAUCACCUACAGCGCAAUAGACAGCGAAAAUCUUGGUCUGCAGGCGUGGCUGCCGCGCAUGCCGGCCAUGCAGGAGCGGCUGACGGCAUGGCAGCGCUCGAUGAAACGUCACGAUUGGGAGCAGCGCCGGCACCACGAAGCCCAGGCGGCACGCUUCGUCGACGUGCAAGUCCAGCAGCGCUUCCUGAGCUCCGAGUACGUCACCGCUCUGGGUGACGUUCAGAGGUGA